Delphinapterus leucas (beluga whale) is the source of this 4664-nucleotide messenger RNA. It is a transcript of the gene RAP1A, whose product is annotated as RAP1A, member of RAS oncogene family. Gene Ontology annotation, molecular function: GTPase activity; GTP binding. Lineage: Eukaryota; Metazoa; Chordata; Mammalia; Artiodactyla; Monodontidae. Gene Ontology annotation, cellular component: membrane. The record is from RefSeq and is a predicted model, not a curated record. Gene Ontology annotation, biological process: Rap protein signal transduction.
GAUUUCAGAAAUUUGUGACAGAUUGUCAGUAUUUAAAAAGACCACAUCAUGCGUGAGUACAAGCUAGUGGUCCUUGGUUCAGGAGGCGUGGGGAAGUCUGCUCUGACAGUUCAAUUUGUUCAGGGAAUUUUUGUUGAAAAAUAUGACCCAACGAUAGAAGAUUCCUACAGAAAGCAAGUUGAAGUAGACUGCCAACAGUGUAUGCUCGAAAUCCUGGAUACAGCAGGAACAGAGCAGUUUACAGCGAUGAGAGAUUUGUAUAUGAAGAAUGGCCAAGGGUUUGCACUAGUAUAUUCUAUUACAGCUCAGUCCACAUUUAAUGACUUACAAGACCUGAGGGAACAGAUUUUACGGGUUAAGGACACAGAAGAUGUUCCAAUGAUUUUGGUUGGUAAUAAAUGUGACCUGGAAGAUGAGCGAGUAGUUGGCAAAGAACAGGGUCAGAAUUUAGCAAGACAGUGGUGUAACUGUGCCUUUUUAGAAUCUUCUGCAAAGUCGAAGAUCAACGUUAAUGAGAUAUUUUAUGACCUGGUCAGACAGAUAAAUAGAAAAACACCAGUGGAAAAGAAGAAGCCUAAAAAGAAAUCAUGUCUGCUGCUUUAGACCCACAAUAAGCAGCAGCUCUGAGCCAGAUUACAGGAAUGAAGAACUGUUGCCUAAUUGGAAAGUGCCAGCAUUCCAGACUUCAAAAAAUAAAUCUGAAGAGGCUUCUCCUGUUUUAUAUAUUAUGUGAAGAAUUUAGAUCUUAUAUUGGUUUGCACAAGUUCCCUGGAGAAAAGAAUUGCUCUGUGUAUAUCUCUUGGAAAAUAAGACAAUAGUAUUUCUCCUUUGCAAUAGCAGUUAUAACAGAUGUGAAAAUAAAUAUACUUGACUCUAAUAUGAUUAUACAAAAGAGCAUGGAUGCAUUUCAAAUGUUAGAUAUUGCUACUAUAAUCAAAUGAUUUCAUAUUGACCUUUUUAUCAUGUUUCCUCCCUGUCAAGCACUAAAAAGUUGAACCAUUAUACUUUAUAUCUGUAAUGAUAUAGAUUAUGAAAAUUUCCCCUCAGACUCAUUGCAGCAGAUAACUUUUUUGAGUCAUUGACUUCAUUUUAUAUUUAAAAAAUUAUGAAAUAUCAUUCUGUCAUUAUAUUCUAAUUAAAAUUGUUUGUGCAUAAUGCUUUGGAAAAAUGGGUCUUUUAUAGAGAAAAAAACUGGGAUAACUGAUUUCUAUGGCUUUCAAAGCUAAAAUAUAUAAUAUACUAAACCACCUCUAAUAUUGCUUCUUGUGUUUUACUGUCAGAUUAAAUUACAGCUUUUAUGGAUGAUUAAAUUUUAGUACAUUUUCAUUUGGUUUGUGUGUUUUUGUUAUUGUUUAUAGAUUUAAGGCCUUUAUUUUAUAAUGAUCACAUUGUUUUAAAUGCAGCAGUAGCUCCUUCCUGGCUGGUACCUGCAGAACACUUGGCUUUAAACCCCUAAGUAAAUGGUGAUUUCUCUACAAACAGACCUCGCACUUUCUGUUCUAUAUAUAUUUAUUCCUAUUAUACAGUAAAAUACAUCAGACUACAUACAAUAGUUUUGUAUAUUCUCUCUUGAUCUUAAAGAUUGUAUCUUAUUGAAUAAAAUAUCCCACUGUGUAUUAUUUUUAUAUGUAAAAAGAUAAGUUUAAUACUGUAUCAGGGUUUAACUUUUACUACUUCAGAUCUUCCACAGGUUGUAAUUUCAAGGGAAUCAUUUUGCCAUUGUUAAUUUGUUGAGUAUAAGUCCACCAAUGAAAUGUUAUGUAAAUAUUUUCAAGUUUGCUUUAUAAUAGAUCGAAGAAUCUAAGAGAAGUGGGUAAAAGUGAAAAAGCAUAUAAAGGAUGUGUCAGUUGCUUUUUCUUCAACUGUAUAUGAAGUAGUAUAGUGGUUGGUAGUCAUAUGGAAAAGAUUGCUAAGUUAAAUUUUUAGCUGGCUAUAUAGUGGUGCUUUUCCUUUCCUUCCCAGUUUUUUUUUCUGUUUUUUACAAAAAGUGGGGCUUAAGUAGGACAUGGACCUAGGGUGAUAUGACUUAUGUACACCAUAGAGGUAGAGCAAAACAGCUUGUUAGCCACUUAAGUGCUAGAGAAGGAAAUAAACAAGCUUAGGAAACCCUGUGCCUUGUCCCUGAAUGUUGAGGAGGAAACCAGUCCUAGAAAGUCUAAAUCAUUGCUCAGGGAUCUAGAUGCUGUCUCGUGGCAACUAGGUGUGAAGUAGUGUUCAUGCCUUGUUGAGACUUCCUAGGAGUGUGGUCAGCCCCAUCAGUUACUUAGUUGAAAUUUAAAGAUCAGAUUUCAAAUGUAAUCUCUGACCAACCUGAGAAAAUGUUAAAAUAUUGUAAACAGAAAAUUUGGAAAUUGUAUUCUUUUAAGUUUCUAAUAAACUUAGUUACCUAAUACUUACCUUCUACUGAUUCAGUUAUACAUAUGUCUGGGACUGAGGGGCCAAAAAUCUCAUAAAUGCAAUAAAUUAAAAAAAAAAAUAAGUGAAGCAUUAGGGCCAGUCUGUCCAGGUCAGUGUAGCAUAUUUUAAGGUCCUCUAAAGUCAUUCUGCUUUGAAAGUCACCUCUCAAACAUUCCUUUGGACUUAAAAUCAUAGAUAAACAUCUCAUAAGCGAGCAAACAUUUCUAAAUAUUACCUGUUACAUAGAUUGUGUCGUUAUUUGCCAGAUUAAGUAGGAAAUAUUUUAAGUAAGAAUAACUCCCAAGUUAAAGUCUGCUUGACUAGGAGCAUAACUCGAUGUCCUCUGUUUUAGGACAUGGUAGGAAAAGACGACAGGUACUGGAUUUCUUUGUUACAUCUUACACAGUCUACUUGGGAUAAAGGUAGAACUGUGAAGAAAAAUGCCCUUGUGGCACACAGUGUGCAGAGCAGGACCAGCUGAAUUCAGAGACAUGCAUUGUUAUCUCAAAGAAGUCUGCCAUUGCUGAGCAAGAUGGAAAGGUAUCCUGUCAGAAAGUGAGAUAGGUGUGCUUUUAUAUUGUCCCUAUGUGAAGUCCUUAGUCUUGGUUCCAGAGGGGAGGGUGCCUGAAAAUACGAUAUAUUUUUAUAGCAGAAAAAUCAAAAAGUCCUCAAGGAUAUUAUAUGAAUCUCAUAUGGUGAAUAUUCAAGAACUGACACCAUAUCAGUAUUUAUGGCUAUUUAAAAUGUAUUAACUUUGGUUAUAUGAGUAAUAUCUAAUUUAAAGGAGGCUUGAUGUCACAGUCGGUAGUUUGCAUUUUUCCACUAGAAUACGAACAACUUUAAUGGCUUCAUAGUGUCCCCAAACAAUCUUAGUUUUAGAAACUAAGUUAAUACAUAAUCUAUAAUUUUACCCUCCACCAGGGGGAGCUUCAGUAUCAGUUAACACUUCUACCUUUGAAUUAAAAGUAGAUAUUCAAGCCAUCUAUUCUAUAAAUACUGUGUGCCUCACAAAGAGGUGUGAAGGCCCUCCCUCAAGAGUUUGCAAUUUAAUUGGGCAGAGAAGAUAUAAGAAAUUCGCCAGAGAUAUGUAUAGCAUUGUAAUUCAUUGAACUGUGGCCACAGGGCAAAUUCUCUUAGGAAUGUUUAGAGAGAGAUGGAUAUUGGUGUGUUUUUCUCUUCCCCUACAACUUUGAACGAACCUGUAUUUGGCAGCUUGGUUUGCCAUCAUAGCUGGCUGCCUUUUACUCCUUGGUGAAACCGUGUGCGUCUUUGGAGUUAGAAUGUACUUGGAAAAAGUCAAUCCUUGGGAAGAUACUGAUCUUUAUUACCAACUUUAUGAACAUAGGUUACUUGGUCUGAGGCUGUUUUUCUCCACAUAUGAACAUUCUGCAUUUUCUGGACCUGCCCAGUUUCAAAUAGUUUGCCUCAUUAUCCUCAUAGGUACACAUAUAUUUGUCAGUUCACGUAUCCGAUUUUUGUUUUCAGGACUGAGGGACAGAAAGAUACAAAGAUUACCUCAGUAUUUUCCUUUGUAAGCAAUCAUAGUAGAAUGUUAGAGGGCGUAAAAUACACUCAUAAAUAUGUGUGUAGUGAAACCAAAGUGUGAAGAAAUUGUCAGGUAUUCGGAGGAGGAAAAUAACUUGUAAAAUAACCUUUUGUUUGUUUGGGUCUUGUACUUAUUUAAGGUGCUACUUAAAUGUGUGUUAAAAUAGCCCCUCUUGACUCAGCUCCAAACUUAAAAGGGCAGAGUGGUUUGGGUGCUUGUCCGGGAUCUGGAAGGAGCCCAUCUUGCCGGGGAGGAAAUGAAUGUGAGCUUUGAGGCAGUCUAACCACCCAGCUUUUAGCAUUUCUAUUCCCCAAAAAUGUAAAAACAUGCAAGUUAUUCUUGAAAAUGUAGCAUAGACAUUGCAUUGAACAUGGAUUUUUCUUACUAUAACUUCAUCUUGGGUUUGUUGAAUGUGUUGAAUGUGUAGUGCACUUAUUUAAUGCCAUACCUUGCUUAAAUAUUCUUGUUGAGAACAGCUGGAGACUUUGAACUGGGUGCCUAGUUCUGUUUUCUGGGAGGCAACAUGGAUUGUGUUUUGCAGACAUCAACAAGAGCUUUAAAAGUGAAUUGGGGAUGCAAGUUCUUUGGCUUGUUAAGAAGCUUCCUGUGGUUCUGGGCCCAAGGUGUGACAUACAUUUCCUGCUAAUCGCUUCUCUUAAGAAGCAUGGGCUUGGCUGUUCGUUUGGAGGAAAAACCUUAAUAAACCUUCCCAUUUUAAGCA